GCGCGAGGCUCAGCACAGCCUUCCUGUGUGGGUUCACUGCCCAGAGCGUCAUGGACCUGGGGAAACCAAUGAAAAGUGUGCUGGUAGUGGCUCUCCUUGUGGUUUUCCAGGUGUGCCUAUGCCAAGAUGAGGUCACAGAUGACUACAUCGGGGACAACACCACGGUGGACUACACCUUGUGGGAGUCUUUGUGCUUCAAGAAGGAUGUGCGGAACUUUAAGGCCUGGUUCCUCCCCAUCAUGUAUUCAGUCAUUUGCAUCGUGGGCCUGCUGGGCAAUGGGCUGGUCGUGUUGACCUACAUCUAUUUCAAGAGGCUAAAGACCAUGACUGAUACCUACCUGCUCAAUCUGGCCAUGGCAGACAUCCUCUCUCUCCUGACCCUUCCCUUCUGGGCCUACAGUGCGGCCAAGUCCUGGGUCUUUGGUGUCCACUUCUGCAAGCUCAUCUUUGGCAUCUACAAGAUCAGCUUCUUCAGCGGCAUGCUCCUGCUCCUGUGCAUCAGCAUUGACCGCUACGUGGCCAUCGUCCAGGCCGUCUCGGCUCACCGCCACCGUGCCCGCGUCCUCCUCAUCAGCAAGCUCUCCUGUGCAGGGAUCUGGAUGCUGGCCAUGGUGCUGUCCACCCCGGAGCUGCUGUACAGUGGCAUUCAGAAGACCAACAGCGAGCAAACGCUGCGAUGCUCUCUCAUCAGCGAGCACGUGGAGGCCUUUAUCAUCGUCCAUGUGGCCCAGAUGGUGAUCGGCUUUCUGGUCCCCCUGCUGGCCAUGAGUUUCUGCUACCUUGUGAUCAUCCUCACCCUGCUCCAGGCGCGCAACUUUGAGCGCAACAAGGCCAUCAAGGUGAUCAUCGCUGUGGUCGUGGUCUUCAUCGUCUUCCAGCUGCCCUACAAUGGCGUGAUCCUGGCCAAGACGAUGGCCAACUUCAACAUCACCAGUGGCAGCUGUGAGCACAGCAAGCAACUUGACAUCGCCUAUGAUGUCACCUAUAGCCUGGCCUGCGUCCGCUGCUGUGUCAACCCUUUCUUAUACGCCUUCAUCGGCGUCAAGUUCCGUAAUGACCUCUUCAAGCUCUUCAAGGACUUGGGCUGCCUCAGCCAGGAGCAGCUGCGGCAGUGGUCCUCCUGCCGGCACGCCCGGCGGACCUCGAUGAGUGUGGAGGCUGAGACCACCACCACCUUCUCCCCAUAGGCAGCUCUUCUGUCUGGACUAGAGGGACCUAUCCAGGGCCCCCCUGGGGUGGGGACAGGGAGCAGAUACAAUGACUCAGGACAUACCCCCCACUCCCAGAAAAAAAGCUGCUGAGGUAAAACCAGCUCUGACCUCAGAGUGAAAACCUGUGCCCCAGAAAAGAGCUUAACCCCAAGCCUAGCUACCUCAACCAAGGCUGAAAAGAGACAUGGCUGAUAAGCUAAUGCCAGAAAGGGCAACUCCCCAAAACUGAGG
Messenger RNA from Otolemur garnettii (small-eared galago), 1442 nucleotides. It is a transcript of the gene CCR7, whose product is annotated as C-C motif chemokine receptor 7. Gene Ontology annotation, molecular function: chemokine (C-C motif) ligand 19 binding; C-C motif chemokine 19 receptor activity; chemokine (C-C motif) ligand 21 binding. The record is from RefSeq and is a predicted model, not a curated record. The transcript is spliced from 3 exons. Gene Ontology annotation, cellular component: membrane. NCBI's taxonomy places the organism in Eukaryota, Metazoa, Chordata, Mammalia, Primates, Galagidae. The coding region runs from base 51 to 1187 and encodes 378 amino acids. Gene Ontology annotation, biological process: chemotaxis; inflammatory response; immune response.